Molecule: messenger RNA, 423 nt
Organism: Fusarium graminearum PH-1
Lineage: Eukaryota; Fungi; Ascomycota; Sordariomycetes; Hypocreales; Nectriaceae
Exons: 3
Coding region: 1-423 (140 amino acids)
Source: RefSeq, a predicted model, not a curated record
AUGCAUAUAGUAUGCAAUCACCCCCGGCGCCUACACGAUGUUGAGAACAAGGCUGCGAACAGUACUAUUCAGUACGCAAAAGAGAACCCAGGGGCAGCAGCGGCUAUGGGAACAGCCGGUAUCAUGAUAGCCGCGCCAGCUCUGGUCAUUGCGCCAGCUGCUGCGAUUGCUGGGUUUGGGGCGAACGGAAUUGCAGCAGGUAUCGGCAAUAUCGUUGCCCACAGUACCUUUGCAACACUCCAAAGCUACGGGAUGGCUGGGUACGGAGUCCCUAUUGUUCACGGCAUCGUCCAGGCUGCUGGUGUAGGUCUGGGUGCUGGAGCUGCUUACUCUGAAGCGAAAGGGGAUUCUAAGUGUGACGAAAAGAAGUCCUCUGAUGGUGGCAGUAACUCGAAAGACAGCAAGAGAGGAAAGAAGCUGUAA